GAGAGUGAAGCCAACAACACAGGAAGCCACAGAGAAAGCAGCUGUGCUACUGACAUGCUGAGACCCAUAAAGUCAGACAGCAGCCCUCCCACCGAUGCUCCGCCCAAUGCCAAUCAACCUUCAGAGACGGAAGAGAAAGUGAUAAAUCUCACUGGCUCUUUUUCCUGGCUCAUUUGAAGUCAACGAAAUUAGCAGAACAGACCCAGCUACUAUCGCAAUUGGUGUUUAUGGGAGAACUACCCCUUAAGCAGAGCCUGGAACGGUGACCAACGUAAAUGGACAACGGUAAACAGCGUCUUCAUUUACCUGGAACGUAAUAAAGCCCUUUUUUUUUAACAUAGUCGUUGACAUUCAGAGAGCUGACAUUCUGAGCCUCAGGUUGUUAGAGUAACUUAUCUCUGUCAGACUUUUAUACACCCUCUUUGAUACAAUCUUACCCAAAUGCAUGAUGGGGGUCUGCCACAACUUCUGGACCCAGCGCCCCCCACCUGAUGCCCAUGAUGCCCAGCCCCUCAUCGCUAAACAAUGCAGUACUGAUGAUAGCCAGAAGGGGGCAGACAGAACACAGCUCAAAAAGAGACGCUGGUGUCGCAACAGCUGCCUUGGCCUGUUUCUGUUCCUGGUCGUGAUGAUGAUUGUGGUCAUCCUGGAAGUUGACCUCAAAGAACAGAUCUCACCUUCAACAACCAAGCCAGCAGCAAACAUGUCCCGAGGACCGUACCAUGUACAAUACCCACAUGAGUACUCCUUCAUCCUGGAUGAGCCAGAGAAAUGCCGGGAGCAGAACCCCUUCCUGGUUCUGAUGGUGCCAGUGGCGCCCUAUAACAGGGAGGCCCGUGAGGCCGUCCGCAGGACUUGGGGCAGUGAGAGGCAGGUACUGGGCAGAGAGGUCUGUCUGUUCUUCCUGCUGGGACUGCCCAGUGGAGAGGAGACAGAGCAGCUCCAGGAGAAGGUGCUGCAGGAGAGCAAAGAGCACCAGGAUCUGCUGCAGAGCGACUUCAUAGACAGCUACAAAAACCUGACCAUCAAGACCAUGGUGAUGAUGGAGUGGCUGAGCUCUCGAUGCCCCAACGCCUCCUACGCCAUGAAGAUCGACUCAGACAUGUUCCUCAACGUGAACACCUUGGUCAACAUGCUGCUUCACGCUCCAAGGCAGAACUACCAGACUGGACUAGUGGCCCGAUGGGGAGCCGUUCUAAGAGACCGUAACUCCAAAUGGUACCUUCCAAAGGAGGUGUUUCCUGAACCAGUAUACCCACCUUAUGCUCUGGGCCUGGGCUAUGUCUUCACCUUAGACCUCCCCAGGAAGCUGGUGGAGGCGUCCAGGCAUGUUAAAGCCGUCUACAUAGAGGAUGUGUAUCUGGGACUGUGUAUGAGACACCUGGGCAUCCGGCCUACUGACCCCCCCAGUGGAAACCUCUUCCAGGUUUUCCCUGUGGCUUAUGACCGCUGCACCUACUCACGGCUGAUAGCCACCACCACACACAGUAUCACUCACCAGGUCAACGCAUGGACAGACCUACACAAACCUGGUCCUCCCUGCUGAUCUCAUACAGUAACAGACUGACUGAUGUACCAAUCACUUCCUCGUUGUUUGUUCAUACACUAACUAACUAACAAACCAAAAACAAAGAAGGCAACGCCUCCAGGGGAUGGGGGAAAGGAUAUACAACAUUUCUGACAGUGCAUUCGGAAAGUAUUCAGACCCCUCUACUUUUUACACAUUUUGUUACAGACUUAUUCUAAAAUGGAUUAAAUCAAUGUAAAAAAAACUCAGUAGCCCCCAUAAUGACACAAUACUAUAUAACAAUAUAUAAUAUAAUAUAUAACAAUUAUAUAAUAUAUAAUGACAAAGCAAAAAAAGCAUUUUUUAAAUGUUGGCAAAUUUACUAAAUUUACUAAAUUUUCUAUGAGACUCAAAAUUGAGCUCAUGUGCAUCUUGUUUCCAUUGAUCAUCCUUGAGAUGUUUUUACAACUUGAUUGGAGUCCAACUGUGGUAAAUUCAAUUGAUUGGACAUGAUUUGGAAAGGCAACACACCUGUCUAUAUAAGGUCCCACAGUUUACAGUGCAUGUCAGAGCAAAAACCAAGCCAUGAGGUCAAAGGAAUUGUCGGUAGAACUCAGAGACAUGAUUGUGUCGAGGGACAGACCUGGGGAAGGGUACCAAGAAACAUCUGCAGCAUUGAAGGUCCCCAAGAACACAGAGGCCUCCAUCUAUCUUAAAUAGAAGAAGUUUGGAACCACCAAGACUCUUCCUAGAGCUGGCCGCCAAGCCAAACUGAGCAAUCUGUGGAGAAGGUCCUUGGUCAGGGAGGUGACCAAGAACGCAAUGGUCAUUCUGACAGAGCUCUAGAGUUCCUCUGUGGAAGGACAAUGAUCUCUGCAGCACUCCACCAAUCAGGCCUUUAUGGUAUACUGUGGGGAUGUUUUUUCAAUACCAGUGACUGGGAGACUAGUCAUGAUUGAGGCAAAGAUGAACGGAGCAAAGUACAGAGAGAUCAUUAAUGAAAACCUGCUCCAGAGCGCUCAGGACCUCAGACUGGGGUUACGGUUCACCUUCCAACAGGACAACGACCCUAAGCACCCCGCCAAGACAACGCAGGAGGGGCUUUGGGACAAGUCUCUGAAUGUCCUUGACUGGCCCAGCCAGAGCCCAGACUUGAACCCGAUCAAACAUUUCUUGAUAGAUCUAAAAAUAGCUGUGCAGCAACGCUCCCCUAUCCAACCGGACAGAGCUUGAGAGGCUCUGUAGAGAGGAAUGGGAGAAACUCCCCAAAUACAGGUGUGCCAAGCUUGUUGCGUUAUACCCAAGACGAUUCAAGGCUGUAAUCACUGCCAAAGGUGCUUCAACAAAGUACUGAGUGAAGGGUCUGAAUACUUUCCAAAGGCACUGUAUACCUUGGUGAAGAACAUUAACACCCUGAAUGACCAGUUUCUUCACGUUACGUCCUUUGGGAGAAUGUUGUUUUGCUCUGAACCGAGGCAGACACCUUGCUACACCGGUUUUUGAUUCCUAAGGCUUUUUUUAAGCAUAGACUGAGAGCAGCAGUUAUCUGUCUAACGUGGACAUGGUGAUGGACUGGACAGGACUAACAAAUGGAUGCAAUGGGUUGGAUCUGUCUGUGGUGAAUGUGUGUACAGCACUGAAGCAGCAGAAACCCAGAACAAGUUAAACAGGUUUAUCGUAAUGGAGACGAGUUGGCUGUGUUUAGACAGGCAGCCCAAUUCUGAUAUAUUUUUCCACUAAUUGUUCAUUUGACCAAUCACAUCUCUUUCAGAGCUGAUGUGAUGGUGACAAGUCUAAACACAGCCAACUAGUCUCUACGGCCUGCAACGAAAACAUGCGGACUCUCCUUCACUGCAGCCGAGGUGAGUAAAACAUUUAAACGUGUUAACCCUCGCAAGGCUGCAGGCCCAGACGGCAUCCCCAGCCGCGCCCUCAGACCAUGCGCAGACCAGCUGGCUGGUGUGUUUACGGACAUAUUCAAUCAAUCCCUAUACCAGUCUGCUGUUCCCACAUGCUUCAAGAGGGCCACCAUUGUUCCCGUUCCCAAGAAAGCUAAGGUAACUGAGCUAAACGACUACCGCCCGUAGCACUCACUUCCGUCAUCAUGAAGUGCUUUGAGAGACUAGUCAAGGACCAUAUCACCUCCACCCUACCUGACACCCUAGACCCACUCCAAUUUGCUUACCGCCCAAAUAGGUCCACAGACGAUGCAAUCUCAACCACACUGCACACUGCCCUAACCCAUCUGGACAAGAGGAAUACCUAUGUGAGAAUGCUGUUCAUCGACUACAGCUCGGCAUUCAACACCAUAGUACCCUCCAAGCUCGUCAUCAAGCUCGAGACCCUGGGUCUCGACCCCGCCCUGUGCAACUGGGUACUGGACUUCCUGACGGGCCGCCCCCAGGUGGUGAGGGUAGGCAACAACAUCUCCACCCCGCUGAUGGGGCGCCACAAGGGUGCAUUCUGAGCCCUCUCCUGUACUCCCUGUUCACCCACGACUGCGUGGCCACACACGCCUCCAACUCAAUCAUCAAGUUUGCGGACGACACAACAGUGGUAGGCUUGAUUACCAACAACGACGAGACGGCCUACAGGGAGGAGGUGAGGUCCCUCGGAGUGUGGUGUCAGGAAAAUAACCUCACACUCAACGUCAACAAAACUAAGGAGAUGAUUGUGGACUUCAGGAAACAGCAGAGGGAACACCCCCCUAUCCACAUCGAUGGAACAGUAGUGGAGAGGGUAGUAAGUUUUAAGUUCCUCGGCAUACACAUCACAGACAAACUGAAUUGGUCCACUCACACAGACAGCAUCGUGAAGAAGGCGCAGUAGCGCCUCUUCAACCUCAGGUGGCUGAAGAAAUUCGGCUUGUCACCAAAAGCACUCACAAACUUCUACAGAUGCACAAUCGAGAGCAUCCUGGCGGGCUGUAUCACCGCCUGGUACGGCAACUGCUCCGCCCACAACCGUAAGGCUCUCCAGAGGGUAGUGAGGUCUGCACAACGCAUCACCGGGGGCAAACUACCUGCCCUCCAGGACACCUACACCACCCGAUGUUACAGGAAGGCCAUAAAGAUCAUCAAGGACAACAACCACCCGAGCCACUGCCUGUUCACCCCGCUAUCAUCCAGAAGGCGAGGUCAGUAGAGGUGCAUCAAAGCUGGGACCGAGAGACUGAAAAACAGCUUCUAUCUCAAGGCCAUCAGACUGUUAAACAGCCACCACUAACAUUGAGUGGCUGCUGCCAACACACUGACUCAACUCCAGCCACUUUAAUAAUGGGAAUUGAUGGGAAAUGAUGUAAAAUAUAUCAAUAUAUCACUAGCCACUUUAAACAAUGCUACCUAAUAUAAUGUUUACAUACCCUACAUUAUUCAUCUCAUAUGUAUACGUAUAUACUGUACUCUAUAUCAUCUACUGCAUCCUUAUGUAAUACAUGUAUCAUUAGCCACUUUAACUAUGCCACUUUGUUUACAUACUCAUCUCAUAUGUAUAUACUGUACUCGAUACCAUCUACUGUAUCUUGUCUAUGCUGCUCUGUACCAUCACUCAUUCAUAUAUCUUUAUGUACAUAUUCUUUAUCCCCUUACACUGUGUCUAAGACAGUAGUUUUGGAAUUGUUAGUUAGAUUACUUGUUGGUUAUUACUGCAUUGUCGGAACUAGAAGCACAAGCAUUUUGCUACACUCGCAUUAACAUCUGCUAACCAUGUGUAUGUGACAAAUAACAUUUGAUUUGAUUUAUUACGAUAAACCUGUUUAACUUGUU
Molecule: messenger RNA, 5271 nt
Organism: Oncorhynchus masou masou (cherry salmon)
Lineage: Eukaryota; Metazoa; Chordata; Actinopteri; Salmoniformes; Salmonidae
Product: beta-1,3-galactosyltransferase 1-like
Exons: 2
Coding region: 446-1546 (366 amino acids)
Cellular component (GO): Golgi membrane
Molecular function (GO): N-acetyl-beta-D-glucosaminide beta-(1,3)-galactosyltransferase activity
Source: RefSeq, a predicted model, not a curated record